UUCUGGGAGCUGAGUGCUUGUUGCGCGAGCCGCUCGUUGAGCAGCUGCGUCUUUGCACACGUUUCUCUUACGUGUAGCCCGCGUGUCCCAAAUGCGACAGUUUUUCCUGCGAAUUUGUGGUAAAAGCCCGCCACACAAUAGCGGAUGUCGACCGAUUUGUUUUGCGGUCUUAGCUUUCGCGGCGACCAAGUUUAAAUCAGCCAAGUUCCCAGUCCACUCACACUGUCACUGACUGACUUGUCUGUCACUGUGCUGCUGAGCAGCAGUUUGAUUCCCUGUCUCCAUGCCCUCCCCAUGAUGCCCUAGACUCAACGACGGGGCUAUUUUUUGCCAUUUGUUGCCUCACCUGCUACUGUCACUCACUACUGGGUAUAGAGGGACUUGCCUAGAUUUUGUCACUGGAGUUUGUGGAUGUGACGGAGGAACAAAGCUGAAAUGAAAAUCCCUUGUUUUCUUCUGUCCAUGCUGCUUCUCCUGUUGGUCUUCGUAGCAGGAAGCCUGGGAAGAAAUGAGGAGGAGCGCCUCAUUAACCAUCUGUUCAAGGAACGUGCCUACAACAAGGAGUUACGGCCAGUGGCCAGCAAAGAUGAAGCAGUGACUGUCUAUCUGGGCCUCACAUUGUCCAACCUGAUCUCACUGAAAGAAGCUGAUGAAACUCUCCUGACCAAUGUGUGGAUGGAGCAUGGAUGGUAUGACAGCAGACUUUCAUGGAACAAGUCAGAAUAUGGGGACAUUGACAUUUUGCGCCUGCCCCCCAGUAUGGUCUGGCUGCCUGAGAUUGUGCUAGAGAACAACAAUGAUGCCCAGUUUCAGGUGGCCUAUUACUGCAACGUCUUGGUCUAUGACUAUGGCUAUGUCUACUGGCUGCCUCCAGCCAUCUUCCGUAGCUCUUGUGCCAUCAAUGUCAACUACUUCCCCUUCGAUUGGCAGAACUGCACACUCAAGUUCAGUUCCCUGACCUACAAUGCCAAGGAGAUCACCAUGCAGUUGAAGGUAGAUGAAGAUGGCCUUGGGAGAUCUUACAAAGUAGAGUGGAUUACCAUUGACCCUGCAGCCUUCACAGAGAAUGGGGAGUGGGAGAUCAUCCACAAGCCAGCCAAGCGGAACACAUACAAGGAUAUCCCGCUGGAGAGCAACAAGCACCAGGACAUCACCUUCUACCUCAUAAUCAAGCGCAAGCCACUCUUCUACAUUGUCAACAUCAUCAUCCCCUGUGUACUCAUCUCCUUCCUCGCAUCGCUGGUCUACUACCUACCAGCAGACAGUGGGGAGAAGAUGACCCUGUCCAUCUCUGUUCUCCUGGCCCAGUCUGUGUUCCUGCUGCUGGUCUCCCAGAGGCUGCCUGAAACCUCCAUGGCCAUCCCCCUUAUUGUGAAGUACCUUAUGUUCAUCAUGGUGCUGGUCACUGUUGUCGUACUCAACUGUGUCAUCGUAUUGAAUCUCCACUUCCGCACCCCCAGCACACAUAUCAUGUCUGAGUGGACCAAAGAGGUACCGAGGCUAAUCUCUCCCUUUUUACAUCAGUACAUCUGCAUGGCUGCUGCACAGCAAUUCUUUCUGGAGAGGCUCCCUCGCCUUCUGCAUAUGUCACGGCCAGCGGAGAGUGAGCCCGGUUGGGAGGGGGCUGUGCCCCGGCGUAGCAGCUCAGUGGGCUACAUUGCCAAGGCUGAUGAGUACUACAGCAUCAAGUCACGCAGUGAGCUCAUGUUCGAGAAGCAAUCCAAGAGACACGGCCUGUCCCCCCGCGCCACCCCUGCUGCACCAUGCAAAUUGAACAGUGAGGAUGUUGCGAGUGAGCAGCUCUUUUCCGAGUUGAAGCCAGCAGUGGAUGGAGCAAAUUACAUUAUCAAGUACAUGCAUGAGAAAAACGAUUACAAUGAGGAAAAGGAUAACUGGAGUGGAAUUGCUCGAACCAUCGACCGCCUCUGCCUCUUCUUGGUAACACCAGUCAUGACUGUGGGAACUAUUGCCAUUUUUGUGAUGGGCAUCUACAAUCACCCUCCACCACUGCCAUUUGAGGGGGACCCAUACAACUAUUUGAUAACCAACAAGCGCUUCAUAGUUUGAGGACGUUCAUGCCAAUGACUGAAGUAACUUGAACACUGAGUUACUUCAGCACACAUGUUGUCCUUGUCUGCGAGUUUUUGACCCAAACAUAACAGAUAUGUGGUAUAGUGCUUUUUGUCAGUAUGCUAGAACAAAUAUGUUUGGCUUUGGUUCAGUGGUAUUAAAGAGAUUAAAGCUGCGAUCUGUGAAUGUUUGUUUUUAAAUAGGCUGGAAAGGAGAAAAGUUCUUUCCCAACUUCCUGCUCACAUCCUUUUGGAGUUGAGAAGAUGUUACAGUGGAAGGACUACGAGGUUGUAACCAAGCAAUGGAGUGCAAUGAGAGGUUGUUACCAAGCAAAAGAUUUGCAAUUCUUUAAGACUUGAGGUUUAGUGAAGUUUUAUUCCAGAGCACAUGUUGGGUCUGCAGAGUUUAAUGGUAACUGCAUUGUGUAACAGAACAUCCAUGGAAAAAUAUAUAACCUGAACAAAAUAUUUUAUAUGCAUAAACUUAUACCAAGAUUUUUACCUGUGUUUUUGUUUUGCUAUUACAGUUUUUGGGGGGUGCGGUG
Molecule: messenger RNA, 2614 nt
Organism: Scleropages formosus (Asian bonytongue)
Lineage: Eukaryota; Metazoa; Chordata; Actinopteri; Osteoglossiformes; Osteoglossidae
Gene: chrnd
Product: cholinergic receptor, nicotinic, delta (muscle)
Exons: 13
Coding region: 436-2067 (543 amino acids)
Biological process (GO): monoatomic ion transmembrane transport
Cellular component (GO): postsynaptic membrane
Molecular function (GO): transmembrane signaling receptor activity; acetylcholine-gated monoatomic cation-selective channel activity
Source: RefSeq, a predicted model, not a curated record